GCGCUGACCGCUUCGGCACGGCUAGUCUUAGUGAUAAGUGAUAAUAAUACCGCACACCAAUAACCAUAUAUAACCUUAUACGUGUGUUGAAUAUAUGUUGUACUAUUUCACCUUCUUCCAAUUAGUGCCCAAAUUACUUUUAAAAGACUUCGAAUACUGUAGUGUUCAAAGUGAUAAUUGACGAUCCGCAUAUUUUAAAACAACUAUCAGCACAAUUAGAAUAAAAACAACGACAUCAAACCUAAUACAAACAUUUGCAAUAAGGCCUAAUGUGUGAUAUUAAAGUGAUGUGAAAGUAUAAACUUAUGACUCUAGUAUAGUGUGAGUUUGCCUCAAAAUGAGCGGACUCGGCCCUCCAGGAGUGUGGGCCGCGCAGAAACGGCUCGAGUCAUGGGCGCGGGCAGCCAGAGAACGCACCUCCAGCGCUUCAAGCGGUCAAAGUCACAACUCGACCGAUAGCUUUGGUGAUGAAAAGUCCCACAGUAGUCCUAGUGAGAUGCUGAUCUCAAAAGAGCAUUGUCGCGUGCAACCCCUGAGCGAGCGCACCGCCAGUUCCCUACCUCACGCGCGCCUUACCCGAACGCCUUCUAUCUCUUCCCAAAGCAGCCUUGACAGCGGCACCUCGAGGGCUACUAGUCACCGGGGCUCCUCACCAGCAAUUCGAACCUUCGCUCCAGACGGUCGCACUCUCGAGGCUGGCAGCACUGGUGUUCCGCGGUCGCCGUCUCCUCUUCGUGCGGCUUCCCUGGACGUCCGAGCUGCACCUCUAGCCCACGGAUCCUUAGCAUCAUUAGCAGAUUCACCAGCGCCUUCCAGUCCCAGACAUUUACCGCCGAGAUGUCUGUCACCGCUACUCAUGCCACCAAGGAGGAUAGACCGUAGCAACUCCUUAGUAGAAAGCAGCAGCGGACUCGGGCCCCUGAGUCCCGGUGCGGGGGCGGCAAUCAGCGCCCUGGGGGCCCUGCAACCGGACCUGUACACAAAGAGGGAAGCGCCGCUCGUCAUUGAACUUGAAGGUGCCGGACCGUCCCUUGGAAGGAUCCAUCUUCGAUUGAAAUAUGACUUCGACAGAUCUGAUUUAGAAGUUCAUCUUAUUGAGGCACAUGACCUGGCCGGCUACGAGGCCGGUGGGUUCAACGAUCCCUACGUGCGUGUCAGUUUACUACCGGAGGUUGACACCCGCGUCAGACAGACGCCCGUGCACCGGAACGAGGCGAAUCCCUUCUUCGAUCAGCACUUCAAGUUUCCUGUGUCGCACGAUGAGCUCGGCGACAAGACGCUGUUAUUGCAGGUGUUCGAUUAUGAUAGAUUUUCCCGCAAUGAAGUGAUGGGAUCAGCAAAAGUGCCACUCUCGCGUGUAGAAGUGGCAGGCGGAGCGGAGGUAUGGGCUGAACUAUCGCGGGAAAGACGUCCGCCUGAGGAAUUACAAGAGCUGUUGCUAUCUCUUUCGUACUUGCCUUCAGCUGAGCGCCUUACCGUAGUCGUGUUGAAGGCGAGGAAUCUUCUGCCGCCGCAAGAGGGAAAAGAUGCUUUAGAUGUGUAUGUGAAGGUGUAUUUGCUGGUGAAUGGCAAAAGAGUGAAGAAGAAGAAGACGAAUAGGAAAGAGAUAAACAAUCCCGUAUGGAACGAGGCGCUUUCUUUCAGCUUGCCCUCCGGGAAUUUACAAGAGGCUUCUAUCGAGGUAUGCGUAUUGACUGGUGGCAGCGGACUGGUGGUGGGCUGGUGCUGCGUGGGCGCGGCCGAACCCGCCGCUGAAGGCCGCCACUGGGCGCAGAUGGCGCACGAGACACGCAAGGCCGUCGCCAUGUGGCACACGCUCAGAUAGAGUGCCGUCAUCACACACCGUUAACACCCACCUGGCUAGCCGUAUGCUGACGCACGCAGGAGAGAUUGCAUAUAAGAAAUUUUUUUUUCAGUUGAUCGUUUUAGGCGUAUUGAGGGGGAGAGUGGAGGAAGGGACCCGUUCCCACCCCAAAAUUAUCUAGUAUCCACUUUAUAAUUCGAGCGGAGCUUUCAGCUACGCCCUUUCAUAAGAAUAGUCUUUAUCAAAGGACCAGGCCCCCUCUACAAAAUAAUUUUAAAUACAUCAAUGUUCAUCGAAUUCGUAGACCUCAUCGUCCCUGUAUUCGCUCAGGAUAUCAUAUCAUGGUAUUAAAAAAAAGCAAAACAAUUCAUAAAGUCGAUUUUUUUAUAAUACCUAGAAUGGUAAACAUAACCAACAAUAACUGAUGGCCGACCAGAGCGAUUAGUGCGAGUUACAGAUGUCGUUUACCAGGGGAAAGGAUUGUUAGUAAUGCGGACUACCAGUCCCAUUGCUAGCAAUAUACCCUGCCAGGUUGACCUCCACAUAACCCCACCUGGAAAGCAUCGUGCUGAAUUCCAGAGGUAUUCAUCACAUUGGGUUAACCGACCUGCAUUUUCAUUCUCACCUACCAUCGCUCACUGGUGCCCCGCCAGCAUAUACCGUUAGUGCAGGCGGGGUUACCAUUCCAUUAUCAGCCAUUAAAAACAUAAUAUAAAAAAAUUAUUUACCAGAGAGACUUUGUACAAAAGUCGUUUGCUUGGUACUUCUGUUCCACUUGUAUUUUUUUCUGCCGUUAAUCAACUGUACUUGCAUAGCUGUUUCGGUUUGAAAGGCUAUGGCAGUGAACUUUCAGGGUAUGGAGGCAUAACACCAUAGUUCACAAGAAUAAUAAUGCAUAUGGGUUUUUUUUUCAAUGGAUGAAAAUGAAAUUGUAAACCCGUCCGCGCUAGACAGAUGAGGAUGAAGCAGGUCAAUUAGCCCGUCGUAACGAAUUCAUCUUAAAUUAACCACGAUGGUUUCCAGGGGGAACCGUGUGGAGGUCCUUAAAAGGUAGACCAAGGAAUUUAUGGUAUAUUGUUAGUAAUGGGCCUGUUAGAUAUCAUUACUGACAAUCCCUUCCCCUCCUCGCAUAAGGGAUACCAUGAAUAUCAUAGUUUAUUGUGAUAACCGUGGUGCUGCUCUUGUCUAUAGCCGAUGGUUACCACUAUUUAUCAAUGGACCGUCAGCUUGUUUGCCAUUUUAAGUCUCAUAAAAAAAGUUCAGUUUUCAAAAUAUGAAAUUUUCUAUGCAACCUCAUCAACCGUUUAGACCCCAGACCGUUCAUCGUGGAUGAAGCAUAACAUUGAUAGAUCUGUGUAUACUGCAACGCAGAUAAAUGAAACACCAAACGUAUGUCAGUACUGAGAGUUUAUUUAGGUAAUAAAUAUGCAACCAGUCAAACACUGAUUUGUUAUUUUCAAUUGUCUGACACCUAGUCAUUUACCUUCCUUACGUAACACCAUACAUUCAGCACACAUAUAUAUCUCUUGUGUCAACUGCCAUACUCCCCACUGUACUAUAUUGCAGUUCACUGCUGCGUCUCAGCAUACGCCUAGCCUUAAUCUACUAACACCUCGGUAGAUUAGUAUAAAUUGUCAUACACACAUAUGGAUUCUAAUCUGACAACUUCGUGCACAAUACUCUUAUAGCGUGACAACGUAUGGAUAACGGUAUUGUAAUGUAAGAAGGUAUAUUAUAUUGUCUAUCGGGCGCAUUAUUUAUGGAUGGACGUCUUGCAAACUCUGAGAAAAUUUAGCACAAGAUGUUGACUAACUAUCCAAGGUGAAAUCGAAACGACUAAAAUGCUCGUAAGCCAAUCCUGUUGUUCUUACAUUAAAAUAUAAUGUGUACUUGUGCAACUUUUAACACUAAAUGUUUAUUUUUGGUAUAACUUGGCAACAUUUAAAAACUAAACUGACGAGGUGUUAAGUCAGAUUACUAGAUAUAAGGCAAACUAAAUUACAUCUAAGCCUUAUGCCUAAAGGCAAUUAUGCAAUAGCUUAUCUAUAAUCUAUUAUAACUAUUAUCCAGUCUUAACUGUGGGCUCGCUGUACAUAAUAUACUAAUAUCUUCUUUCUUCCAAACUAUCAUUUCAUACAGCCUUUUUGGCUAUUUAUAAGUAUUGUACAAUAAAUAUACUAACUCUAUUAAUCACUCAUAUAUGUACAUGUACUUAUCUUUAAUAGAUUAAUGGCUCCUAUGCUAUGUAAAUUAUAUUCAACAGUAGUUUUAAAUUCAAAAACCUAAAAGACCCCGAGUAUUUUUAUCAUAUUUAUAAUAUUACAAAGAAUAUAUAAUAUUUUAUAUUUAUUAUAUUAAAAGUCAAAUCAAACAAAUAUGGCAAUACAUUUGAGAUUUUUAUGUGUGAAAUCCUAGAAAUAAUCUAAUGAGCUUGUGGAACACCAAACAAAUCUUAUGAAUUUGUAGAGUUUUAUACGAGUAUAUUAAUUUUGUAAUAUUAAUUUUAAUGAUCCUUGUCCAGUUAGUAUUAUUGGAACAUGGAUGGAAAAAGGAUGCCGCGCCCCAUUAGUAGGUAGUUAGGUGAAGUGCUGACCAAACUAAACAUAAGUCCUAAACCUAAAUGCCUCAGUCGGAAUCCGUCGAGUAAAGCCGAAUCUGUUUUCAUACCCAAGGCUGGCCUUAAUGUACAUGGCGUCCCUGGGUAAGUUUUAGAUGUCGUCCCCACACUCCCGAUGACGAAAUCUUAAAAAGAAAAUUAUUAUUCAUUUGAAUGUCGUCCACAUUGGGUCCAAUAUCUAUAGGUACGUUGGGUUUCUAAAAAAAGGUAACCACUAAUUUUUCGCCCAUUUCAAGUCCACCGAGUUUGAUAUCUAUUAUUAAGUUCCUGUAAAAAAAGUUUAUCGUCCAUUUUGAUGUCCCUACGUCGAGUCCAAUGUCUAUAGAUACACUGGGUAGGCCUUUAACAACCUCAGUGCCACUGGGCGCCUCCCGACUAGCCUUUGAAACCUUUACGUACUCGUAUUGUUAAUACCCUCUGCUUCUUGACCUAUGUCCAAUUUUUGCCUGUUUAUUUAACGGCCUAGUAUAUUAAUUGUUACAUAAAUGGAACACACUAGCAACCGGGGUAUUAUGUUGUAAGUAUUCAUGGAUGACUAGCAGCUUCCAUCAGAUGGGCCGUUGGUUCCUUUGUCUCCCUAACAAUAAAAAGUUUUGUACAGCAAUUACCCUGUUGUGAGUUUUUUUUUUUAUACCUACCAACAAGAGUGACACUUGAUAAAAAGCAAUAUCAUCUACAGAAGGAUAGGAGAGAAUGCUACAUAUAGCAUUAAGUCCGCCUUUUAUACCAUUUUCUUUUUUUAUAAUAUAGUCAAUAAAGAAUAAAUACUAUGUACAGAAAUGAAAAUCACAAUAUAUAUUAUACGGACGCCCAGCCAUAGCACCCCUUAUACGUUGCCACACCUAAUAAUUAUAAAUUAGUACCAGACAGUACCAUCGUUUCUCAACCUAGACGGCUUUUAACGACACAAAGGAAUGGGAGGGUAACAAUGUUAGUAGCAAGAACUACCAGUCACAUUACUACGAAUAUACCCUAUCAAUACCUCCAGGUAAUAAUGAACAAAAGUAAUCGAAAAUAAAAUAAAUAAAUACAAAAAAAAAGGAAUAAAUAUCUGUGUGAUGAUCGCGAUCGUUUUUUUUUUUAUUUAAAAGUAUAAUAUUUUCAAUACGUAGCUUAUCAUUGCUGACGCAUAUAGGUAAUUAAAUUAUCCGUUCGUGAUUAUAUAAGGUCAAAUAUUUGUAAAUAGCAAUGACGCAUCGUAACAAAUGUUUAAUGGGUCACACUUAUAGGGUUCGGGUCGAGAAAUGAUGCUGCCACAGUCAUAUGGAUCUAUUUGUAGAUUAAUAUAUGUGAUGGACAAGACAGCAUCAUACGUCGUCUUACUCUGUCUCAUACGGUAUCGUGAAGGUGCCUGCAAAUAUGUAGAUUCAAUUUACUCUUGUCUAGGGAGUACCACAGCUGUGUAAAUUGGUCGCGGAUUCCUUUUUUCCUCGUCCGUGUAUAAUUAUGUAAUAUGAAUGCGCUCACACUACGCCCACAGUUAUUCUGUCACUAAAUACUAGUAGUAAUCAUUGGAUGGUGUGAUCUCCCUUCUGUUCAGGGGUUUUAUGAAUAAAUUAUAUCGAAUUUUAUUCCAAAAUAUACGUACAUAUUUUUAUCUAAGUGUAUGUAUCUGUGUGGAGGAAAGUAUUUUACUUUGUAUUUUCUUUACAAUAUCUAAAUAAAAUGUCUAUUUGUAA
Molecule: messenger RNA, 6100 nt
Organism: Galleria mellonella (greater wax moth)
Lineage: Eukaryota; Metazoa; Arthropoda; Insecta; Lepidoptera; Pyralidae
Product: synaptotagmin-5-like
Exons: 9
Coding region: 338-1825 (495 amino acids)
Biological process (GO): calcium-ion regulated exocytosis; cellular response to calcium ion; regulation of calcium ion-dependent exocytosis
Cellular component (GO): membrane
Molecular function (GO): phosphatidylserine binding; calcium-dependent phospholipid binding; calcium ion binding
Source: RefSeq, a predicted model, not a curated record